UAAAGCAAAAGCUAAAAAGAGAAACCAAAAAACAAAACAAAAUAAAAGCCCUUAUAAGAGAAAGAAGAAAUUAAAAAAAGUGGAAAAGGUAAGUAAGAAAGAAAGAUAAAAGAAACAAACACAAAUAAGAUUGAAUUAAAACUCCAUGAUUCAAAAACCACACAUUAAUUCCUUGGGUUUUGCUCCCUCUCUAAUAAGCUCAUACUACUACUACUUAUAUUAAGCUAAAGCAAAGAAAUCCUCUUGAAAAGUUUCUACAAAAGCCCUCCUUUGUACCUUCAAAGAGAAAAACAAAAGAAAACACAACCAUUUUUAACAAGUUUAUAAAGGAAACAUCAUAAAGAGAGAAAGAAUAAGAGAAGAUGAAUAGAGGUCAUCAUGUGUUGCAAAACUCUCCGGUGCAACAAAUGAUGGUGGCCGGAAAUCCAAGUUGGUGGCCAAACAUAAACAACUUGAUGAGACCACCUAUAAUAUCAUCAUCCCAUCAUCAUCAACAACCUUUGCUUUCAUCACCAUCUUCUUCUUCAACUACCAAUUUCUUGGCUCCACCUCCUAAUAAUAAUAACAAUGACAUCAAUAAUAAUGUUUACCAAGCUCAUUAUAAUAUGAAUAAUAUGCCUACACAAGCUUCCUCUUCUUCUUGGCUUGAUGAUCAUCAUGCUAAUCAACACCAUCAAGAGCAACAUCAACAAGUACUUCCUGAGUCUUGGAGCCAACUCCUCUUGGGUGGAGUUUUUUUAGGGGAUGAAGCAAAAAAAAUGGAGACUAAUUGGGAAGAACAAGUAGUGCUUCAACAACAACAACAUCAUCCUCAUCUUAUAGAUGUGAAACAAGAGAGUUCAGUAAAUAGUUACAAUAAUAAUGUUUAUAGUACUACUACCCAUGAUCAAGAAUUUCAGCUAGCAACAGCAGCAGCAACAACAAAUAAUUGGUCUCAUCAUCAUCCUCAUCAACUAAAUAUUCCAGUUUCUUCUCCUCAGUCUUGUGUUACCUCUUAUAGUAGUAGCAACAACUUGUUGGAUUUCUCCUCCUCUAUAUCUAGUGAAAAUCUUCACUCAAGACAGCCUCCUCCUCCUCCCCCGGAUCGAUCGUCCGAGUGUAAUAGCACAAAUACUGGUGGGGCAGCAAAGAAAGCCAAGGUUCAAGCUUCAUCAACCCAAUCUAGUACUACCUUCAAGGUGAGGAAGGAGAAAUUAGGAGAUAGGAUAACAGCCCUUCAUCAGCUUGUCUCACCUUUUGGAAAGACUGACACAGCUUCUGUCUUGUUAGAAGCCAUUGGAUACAUUAGAUUCCUUCAGAGUCAAAUUGAGGCUCUCAGCCUUCCAUACCUAAACACUGGAGCAGGAAACAAGAGGCAGCCUCACACUAUCUUGAAUGACAAUUGCUUGAAGAGAAAAGGGGGUCCUGAUGAUCAGGAUUCAUAUGAUCAAGAGCCAAAGGACUUGAGGAGUAGAGGGUUAUGCUUAGUUCCAGUGUCAUGCACAUUACACGUUGGAAGUGACAACGGAGCUGAUUAUUGGGCUCCGGCACUCGGUGGUGGUUUCCGGUAGGCGGUGGCGUUAGGUUUCCGGUGUAUCGACGGGACAUUGAAGCUUCAGUGAAUGGAUAUAACAUCAUUAGCAGUCAAUCUGCCCCAACUUUUUUCUAGGAAGAAAAUCAAGGUUGAUUGCUCCUGAUGCUAUGUACGUAAUUCUCUUGAAUUGCAUUCAAGUGUGCUGUAAAUUAAAUUUAGAUUCAAGAUUUUAAGGCUAGUGUUUUUAAUUUAAUCUAGUUUUUAACAAUAAGCUACUACUUUUAAUCAAGCUUGUUCAAUUUUAUGUUAGUAUAUUAUGAAAGAAGAUUUCAUGUGCAUGCAUGCAAUUGCAAUUCCAUUUUUAAGAAUGGUUAAUUGCAUUUUGCCUACAUGUGGUUAGUAUCAUUAAUCAAGUGUAUUUUUCAUUGUUA
This is a messenger RNA of Beta vulgaris subsp. vulgaris (sugar beet), 1944 nucleotides long. RefSeq names its product transcription factor bHLH68. Lineage: Eukaryota; Viridiplantae; Streptophyta; Magnoliopsida; Caryophyllales; Amaranthaceae. Gene Ontology annotation, biological process: regulation of transcription by RNA polymerase II. The coding region runs from base 363 to 1550 and encodes 395 amino acids. Gene Ontology annotation, molecular function: protein dimerization activity; DNA-binding transcription factor activity, RNA polymerase II-specific; RNA polymerase II cis-regulatory region sequence-specific DNA binding. The transcript has 8 exons. The record is from RefSeq and is a predicted model, not a curated record. Gene Ontology annotation, cellular component: nucleus.